This is a messenger RNA of Crotalus tigris (Tiger rattlesnake), 4600 nucleotides long. RefSeq names its product secernin 2 (gene SCRN2). The record is from RefSeq and is a predicted model, not a curated record. The transcript is spliced from 8 exons. Gene Ontology annotation, molecular function: cysteine-type exopeptidase activity; dipeptidase activity. Lineage: Eukaryota; Metazoa; Chordata; Lepidosauria; Squamata; Viperidae. The coding region runs from base 160 to 1437 and encodes 425 amino acids. Gene Ontology annotation, biological process: proteolysis.
ACUUUUUGCAGCUUCCGGCCAGAUCCCAGGACAGUUCAGUUUGAUGGUCAACGUGGCCAAGUAUUUCCCUCACCUGUUGCCCGGGCCGUGAUAGAUCCAGAAAGCCCGAAGAAAGCAUAGGGUCCGGAGUUGAAGGGAUCUCCGUUUUACAUAGAUACAAUGGCCAGCCUUUACCCCCCUGUACCAUCCUCCUGCGACUGCUUUGUCUCACUUCCCCCAUCCUCUUUUGCCAAAGAGAUCAUUUUUGGCAAGAAUUCAGAUCGGCCAAAAGAUGAAGUUCAGGAGGUUGUCUAUUUUCCAGCUGGAUGUCAUGUCAAAGGGACAAAGGUUCAGUGUACAUAUAUUGAAGUGGAUCAGGUAGAAAAGACACAUGCAGUGAUCCUGAGUCGCCCUGCCUGGCUGUGGGGAGCUGAAAUGGGUGCCAAUGAACAUGGUGUCUGCAUUGGCAAUGAAGGUGUGUGGAGUCGAGAGCCAGUUGGGGAGGAGGAAGCCUUGCUGGGCAUGGAUCUUGUCAGACUGGGUCUGGAGAGGGGCAGUAGUGCCGCUGAAGCAGUCCAAGUCAUAACAGCCCUUUUGGAAAGCUAUGGCCAAGGGGGCAGCUGCAAGGAGGCACCAACUCCUUUUGUCUAUCAUAAUACCUUCCUCCUGGCGGACCGUACUGAAGCCUGGGUGUUGGAAACAGCGGGACGGUUUUGGGUGGCUCAGAGGAUCCAAGAAGGGGCCAGAAACAUUUCCAACCAGUUAACUAUUGGUACCGACAUUACCAGUGAACAUAUGAGUCUAAGACAACAUGCUCAAGAGCAAGGAUGGUGGAAUGGUCAAGGAGAGUUCAAUUUCACAGAAGUAUUUUCACUGAUCCAUCAGCCUGUCCGCAUGGAGGCAGCCAAAGCUCGGUAUUGUGUUGGCCAGAAGCUGCUGCAUCAAUACUCAGGACAGAUUACUGCUGAAACAAUUAUGUCCAUUUUAAGUGACAAAGCCAGUGGGAUCUGUGUUGAUUCUGAAGGUUUCUGUACCACAGGAAGUAUGGUAUCCGUUCUCCCUCAAGAUCCUCUUCUACCUUGUGUCCAUUUUUUUACUGCCACUCCAGAUCCUUCUAGGUCUAUCUUCAAACCAUUUGUCUUUGUUCCCAAUGUUACUUCCUUCCCUCAGGUGAAAUCACCAAGUUUUGGUGAAAAAGACCCCAUUAAGGAGACUCCAAGAUUUCAGAGUCGAGUGGACCGUCGACACGAUCUCUACAAGCAACAUCAAUUAGCCCUGGAAGUCAUGGAUUCUAAUCAGUUUGAGCAUCAGAAACUACAGGAGGCUAUGAAAACAUUUCAGCAGCAAGUUCUGGAAAGUGUGAAAAAUGUGUCAACAGGCUCUGUCACUGUGAAACCCCAAGAGUUGGCUGGCCUCUUUUGCAAUUCUGUGGAUGCAGAACUCCAACUGUAUAGGUGAUAUAGACUUAAUGGCCAGGUGGGUUGAGUUUUAAUCCUUGUGCUUUUGACAGAUUGUCUAAAAAAUUUUUUCUUCUUUUAGGGUAUGCCUAUAAAGGGUUCUGAGCUAAUCUAAAAGCAGAUCAUGAUCUCUGGGUGACAUGUCAGUAGGAGUAAAAAGCUGAAUUUAUUUCUUCUCUUAGUUGUAUAGAUGAAACUGGAACAAAGCUAGGGUUUCUUUUUUAUAUAAAACAAGUUUUAUUAAAUUUUUCAGUUUUUACAACAAAGUGCUUAGGAAGCAACGUGGUGAUUGGGUAAUCAAUUAUCCAAAAAACCAAAACAUUUAUAUAUAACUCAAGUUAACUCAUUAAAGAAUCCCCCUCUAAUUCCUACAAAUCAAAAACCAUAUUCAGAUUACUACAUUUCUAAUAAAGUUCAAUCAAUCAAUAAAAUUAUCGAUAACUAUUUAACUAUAUAAAUCCCAGUCCUGUAUUUAAACUUUACAAAAUUCUAGAUACCAUAUUUCAAUUUAACCAUACAUAGGCCUAAUAUUUAUGCUUCGGGUAUCCCCAAUUUCCCUCAUUUCAUAGCAUGAUAUUACAGAAUAAUUAUCAUACAUAGAAUAAACAUAUUAAUUCAAAAAAUAUAAUCUUACUCUAUUUCACAUAUUUAUUCUACUAAACAAAAGUUUUCCUUCUCAGUUAUAGGUCUAAGUCUUAAACUUAGAUCAGUCCGUGUCUAAACAGCCUUUUUAAUCCAUUACAAACAGUUUUAAAAGUCAUUUUUAAGUCUUAUUCUGGCUUUUUUUUGUGCCAAGCAGGUUUCCAUAACAGAGUUUCUAUGUCUAGAAAUAAGUCUCUCUUUAUUCCUCGUGGUAUCAUUUGGAUAAAAAAAAAAAAAACAUCCCAUUUUCUGUUUAGAGAAGCUGACUCCUUUGUAAUUAAUUACAAAGCUAGGGUUUCUUUAUUUUAUUAAUUUUUGUUUCCUUACUGAAAGGAAUAUUUGUUUUCAGAUGAUUCUCAACUCUUGAGCUUUAGGGCAAAGUGACUUCUGUUCCUGUUCUCAACUCUGCAAUGAACCUGAAUGAAGCCAUUUUGGCUCAUUUUCGGUUGCCACCAGACUGGGAGGAGAGUGGUGGCAUUUUUGAGCUAGUCUAAACAAUUCUCUGUCCUAUGGGAACCAAGGUCAUUUUCUGUUCAUUAGCUUGGGGGCUGAGCCUAAUGGUAAAAAAGAAAGCCAAAUUAUUCUAUUGGGAAACGUAAUUGAUUGCAUAGUACUGGGGUGGAAAACUUAACUUUGUAAUACUGUAACUUUAGUUUUGAUUUCACUUUUGACUAUGCUGAUACUUGUAGCCAAUAAACAUGCUCUUAAAGGAAAACUUAAGCCUUCUAGUUCUAUUGGAACUAUGACAUUAAAUCAAGACUAAAGUUCUAUUAUUCCAUUGCCACAAUCAGUGUCACAAGUUGCAACUAAGGGCCAGAUGCUCACACAGUCUACCGAGCCAGAUAACUCUUUGACAAACAGAACUUAGGGAAGAGCUAAAAACUGAUGCUUGGUUCCAGGUGAAUAAGACCCUACUGACCUAAUGGGAUGGUUUAGCCUAAAUUGUACCUGCCCAAUAUACUCAGAGUCCAGGCGCUUCAACGCAGUCACAACGCUAAGCAAGCCAACUGUUUUGGGUUUCUAAAGACAUUGCAUUUGGUCUGGAGGUAAUUUUGGUGGCUAGGGAUAAAAAAGGAUAUUGAAAGCUACGUAAAAACUGUGCUACUUGUGCUGCCAUGAAAAAGCGACCGGAAUUGGUGCAGCAAGUAGCAGACCCCUCUCAGCUCUGGGAGGAGAUAGCUAUGGAAUUUAUUAUUGAGUUACUGGAAAGUUGGGGAAAUACAGUAAUAUGGACUGCCAUUGAUCUCUUUUCAAAGCAGGCUCACUUUAUAGCCUGCUCAGGGUUCCCCUCUGCAAAGAGGUUAACCAAGAUGUUUCUGAAACAUAUAUACCUCCUCCAUGGUGCUCCAAAGAUGAUUAUAUCAGACAGGAGAGUUCAAUUUACUGUGAGGUUUUGGAGAGACUUUCUCAAGCUAACUGAGUCCACUCAAGGACUUUUGAUGGCUUUUCAUCUGAACACAAAUGGAUCAGCUGAACAAGUUAACACAAUGGUGGAACAAUAUAUCAGAUGCUAGGUUGACUAUCAACAGACUGACUGGGCUAACCUCCUGCCUUUUGCUGAAGUGGCUUACAAUAAUACCGUGCACAGUUGUACUGGACAUACUCCAUUUAAAAUAGCCACCGGCAGAGAGUUCGUUCCUAUGCCUGAAUACCCCCAAGAUCCAUCUGCCUCACAAACUUUAGAUCAGUGAGUGACAUCAUGGCAGACUGUUUGGACUAAUGUUAAAAAGCUUCUAACACAAGUUUGCAAAAAUAUACAAGGAACAGGCCAAUAAGAAGUGGUCCUCUCAGGGUAGGGGAGAAAGUCUAUCUUUCAAUUAAAUAUUUAAGACUUAAAUUACCUAGCAAGAAAUUGGAAUUGAAAUUUCUUUGUUCUUUUCCUAUAGUUAGGAUUAUAAAUCCUGUGACAGUGGAGUUAAAACUUCCUCGCUUGUUGGGGAAAUUUUAUCCUGUUUUUCAUUGAAAUUGCUAAAACCUUUCAGAGAGUCAUCAUUAAGACCAAUUCCUAAGAAAGCACCUAGUCCUCUUUUGGUUGAGUGGGAAACUCAUUAGGAAAUUAAACAAAUCCUUGACUCUAGGUUAUAGAAGAGAAAAUUAGUACUUAGUACAGUGGAAGGGAUAUCCAUUGUCAGAGGCAAUCUGGGUGAAAAGUACAGAUGUCAAGGCAGAUCAGUUGAUAAAAAUGCUUUACGAUAAGCAUCCUCAAAAAACUCUACAACAAACCUGAAUGAAGCCAUUUUAACUUGUUUUUGAUUGCCACCAGACUGGGAGGAGGGUGUGGCAUUUUUGUGCUAACUUAAACAAUUCUCUGUCCUGUGGGAACCAAGGCCAUUUCUGUUCGUUAGAUUGGGCGCUGAGCCUAAUGUUAAAAAGCCCGCCAAAUUAUUCUAUUGGGGAACGUAGUACUGGGGUUGGAAGUUUAACUUUGUAAUACUGUAACUGUUUGGAGGGAACUUUAUUAUUGGUUUCACUUUUGAUCGUGCUGAUACUUUGCAGCCAAUAAACAUGUUCUUAAAGGAAAA